Molecule: messenger RNA, 3183 nt
Organism: Nerophis lumbriciformis (worm pipefish)
Lineage: Eukaryota; Metazoa; Chordata; Actinopteri; Syngnathiformes; Syngnathidae
Source: RefSeq, a predicted model, not a curated record
AUGGACAGCGAGUCGCACCUGAGCGAAUCCAGCGACAGAAUGUCUGAUUUUGAGAGUCCCCCGCUCAAAACAGAAGAGGACGUUCUCCUUUUCAAAGACCCCGAAAGCAGGAGUGGUGACGAAGCAGUGAUUUCUGGCUCGGUGCUUCCCACCGCCGGUUCCGUGGCUGACAGCCUGGAAAAGAUGAAGGCCAUCUACACCUCUUUCCUAACUAACUCCUACUGGUCCACCCUGAAUUUGAACCUGAGCCAGCCACCCCAGGAGAAACCCCCUCGCAGUCACAGUAGCAGCAGUAGCAGCAGUAGUAGCAGCAGUUGCGGUAGCGCUGGGUACGACUGGCACCAGACGGCGGUCAACAAAACCCUCCAGCAGGCCUCGCAGAAUCACCAAAACCGACUGUCUUUGGCCCAACACCCCUCAGGGGCCCUGUUGGCACCCUCCAACGAGCCGAGCCUGUUCAGCACCGUCCAGCUCUACCGUCAGAGCUCUAAACUCUACGGCUCCAUCUUCACCGGCGCCAGCAAGUUCCGCUGCAAAGACUGCAGCGCGGCGUACGACACCCUUGUUGAGCUCACGGUACACAUGAACGAGACAGGACACUACCGGGACGACAACCACGAGGUGGACAGCGAGGGCACCAAACGCUGGUCCAAACCUAGGAAGCGCUCCUUGCUGGAGAUGGAAGGCAAGGAGGACGCGCAGAAGGUUCUCAAGUGCAUGUACUGCGGGCACUCUUUUGAGUCCCUCCAGGAUUUAAGCGUUCACAUGAUUAAGACCAAACACUACCAAAAAGUGCCUCUGAAGGAGCCCGUGACUCCCGUGGCGGCGAAGAUCAUCUCAGCUCGAAAAAAAGCCCCUUUGGAGCUGGAAGUACCUAGCUCACCAGACUCCAACGGAGGGGCCACGCCAAAGCCGGCCUGCUUGGCCGACACCAAUGAGCUUCUCCAGAGGACGGCGCACCCGUACAUCACCCCCAACAACCGCUACGGGCACCAGAACGGCGCCAGCUACGCCUGGCAGUUUGAGUCGCGGAAGUCGCAGAUCCUCAAGUGCAUGGAGUGCGGCAGCUCACACGACACCCUGCAGGAGCUCACCGCCCACAUGAUGGUAACCGGACACUUCAUCAAGGUCACUAACUCGGCAAUCAAGAGGGGCAAACCCAUCAUGGAGACACCAAGCCCGGCGCAGACACCAAGCGUGGAAGAGAAGGUGCAAUCGGUACCCCUAGCCGCCACCACAUUUUCGCCGCCACCCGCCCCAGUUCCUCCUCCAACCAGCGUCUCGCCCGACGCUAUAACUGUGGACAUCAAAAAGGAGGAAAAGGAGGAGGAGUGUACUAAAGAAUCCGUCCUCAACAAUAACAACAAGAUGUCAGGCGGCGAAGAGGAAACAGAAGAAAAGUUUGACAUCUCGUCAAAGUACACCUACCUGACCGAGGAGGAUCUAGACGCAAGUCCCAAAGGCGGUUUGGACAUUCUCAAGUCCCUGGAGAACACGGUGACCUCUGCCAUCAACAAAGCCCAGAACGGAGCUCCGAGCUGGGGAGGCUACCCCAGCAUCCACGCCGCCUAUCAGCUCCCCAACAUCAUGAAGCUCUCCCUGGGGCACCCUGGAAAGAAUUCCCCUCUCAAGUACAUGUUCCCCGGGGCAGAGAUCUUGUCGCCUACUGGCAAAAACCAGACUCUGGCGUCUCCUCCCAGCCGCCAAACAUCCCCGAUAUCCAAGAACAAUUUCCACGCCAUGGAAGAGCUUGUGAAGAAAGUGACAGAGAAAGUGGCAAAAGUAGAGGAGAAGAUGAGGGAGCCGGGCGGCCUGGUGAGGUCAUCCCCCAUGAGAACCACGCCGUCGCCGUGCCAAAGCGAGGCAGGGGACUCCCACCGGGGUGAAUCCCCCAAGGACACCAAAACAGGCGGCUGCAAAACACCCGAUGUUACAAACGGACCAAACCACAAAGAGACAAACGGGGACGGCGGUGCGAAAGAACCGUCGGAGAGCGGUGCAGAGUCCACUGUGGCAUCGCCCCAGUCCGGGUCCCUCUGCGGCAGCACGGCCAUCAUCACCGACCACCCACCCCCAGAGCAGCCCUUUGUCAACCCGUUGAGCGCCUUGCAGUCAGUCAUGAACGCCCACCUGGGCAAGGCCGCCAAGCCCGCCCUGCCUUCCCUGGACCCCAUGAGCAUGCUCUUCAAGAUGAGCAACAGCCUGGCUGAGAAGGCGGCGGUGGCGGCCUCCACGCCGCCCUCCCAUGUCAAGAAAUCCAGCAGCGACCAUCUGGAUCGCUACUUCUACCAGCCGAACCUCAUCGGCAACGACCAACCCAUGGAUCUCACCAAAGGCAAGCACGCAGACAAAAACGCGUCGCCUCCCGCCACCGUGGCCAUGACCAAAGCCUCGGCCGCCGUGGCCUCCUUCAUGUCCUCGUCGCCCCUGAAGGAGAACGCCCUGUCGGACAUCUCCGACAUGCUGAGGAACCUGACGGAGAGCCAGGCCAUCUCCAAGGCCUCCACGCCCACCAGCUUAUCGGAGCGCUCCGACGUGGAGGGCGCUACCCAGGAGGAACCAGAGGAAGUGUCGCCGGCCCAAAAGCGCAAAGGCCGCCAGUCCAACUGGAACCCGCAGCACCUCCUCAUCCUGCAGGCUCAAUUCGCCUCCAGCUUGAGGCAGACUACGGACGGCAAGUACAUGAUGUCGGACCUGAGCCCGCAGGAGAGGAUGCACGUCUCGCGCUUCACUGGACUCUCCAUGACCACCAUCUCCCACUGGCUGGCUAACGUCAAGUACCAGCUCCGCAGGACGGGCGGCACCAAGUUCCUCAAGAACCUGGACUCUGGACACCCGGUGUUCUUCUGCAGCGACUGCGCCUCUCAGAUCCGUUCUCCGUCCACCUACGUCAGCCACCUGGAGGCGCACUUGGGCUUCCGGUUGCGGGACCUGGCCAAGCUCUCGGGGGAGCAGCUUUUGGGUCAGAUCUCCCAGCAACGCCUCCACAAAGGACUCUCCGACAAACUCCUGGCCCCCCCCAACAACGACGAGGACGAGGUGGGCGGCGCGGCGGCCCACCAAUGCAAACUCUGCAACCGGACUUUUGCCAGCAAGCACGCCGUAAAACUGCACCUCAGCAAGACUCACGGCAAGUCCCCCGAGGACCACCUCAUGUACGUUUGCGAACUGGACAAGCAGUAG